Messenger RNA from Penicillium brasilianum, 5972 nucleotides. The record is from the annotation of a GenBank genome assembly. NCBI's taxonomy places the organism in Eukaryota, Fungi, Ascomycota, Eurotiomycetes, Eurotiales, Aspergillaceae.
AGAGAGUCGACGAGGGACUAUCUGCUUCUUCCCCUGACUUCCCUUUCACUUGUCCAGCUUCUCUAAUCUGCUGGCCGUCAUAACCAAAUUUCUCUCUCUUUGACGUGACUAUUAGCACCUCCAUCCCAUCCGGCUUCCGCUGUAUUCUCUACGCUUCCAACCUCCCUCCCACCUCCGGACGGAGCCAAAAUGGCUGCAUAAGUUCGCCUGAGGCUUCAGGUUUCGCUCUCAAUCACUUGAUCCUCUCGAUUUUCCCUCUGCGCAUGGCUCCCAUUGAGGCAACGCGUGUGGCCAAAGCAUAAAGGCAACACCUCACUACGAGCCUUAUCAAGAUGAACCACCAUCUGCCCGCGAUGCCCCAUGGGCAGCCACCCAUGCCGCCAUCGCGGAGACAGCAAGACUUCUACAACCCCGCUCCUCCUAACAUGCGCGCCCCGGCGUACAUGGGAUAUCCUCCACACAUGAAUGGCCACAUGCCUCCUGCGUAUUCGCCGCAGCAGUACCUUCCCUGGUAUCCUCCCUAUGGACAUAUGCAGCAGAUGCCACCUCGUCCUUAUCAACCUCCAUACGGACCUAUGAUUGUGUCUUCAUAUCCUCAAGCACAGCCCAUCAUGGCCCCGACUCAUAUCCCGCAUCACCCAUUGCCUAUGCAACCCCGGACAUCGACUCCCAUGCAACCAGCCAUGUCUCCGUCGAUUCCGCCGCCGCCACCCCUACAGCACGAGAUGCAUGAUCCCCACGCCAUCCUUUCUGUCCAACAACCUCAACCUUAUUCAGUCGCGUCUCCCCCUCCUCAAUGGGAGCCCAGGCCGAUCAUGCCCGAUCCCGAGCCUGUCUUCACUGCACCAGUGCCCUGGCUUUCUGUCCCCGAAUUACCCUUCCACGAAGGACCACCAUUUAGACGCCGAAACGUUCGUCCCAUGCCGGACCGAGUCCAGUUUCCUCCCAAAGACGGACGCUGGAUAAUUGGAGACCUGAAGGGCAAAUUUGUGAAACCCAAGCCUGCUAAGACGGCCGCUCCGAUACCAUCAGAACCUCAGACACCAACUACUUCCGUACAUCCCUCGGAUGGUCACUCCACGCAAGCUACCACACCCUCCCCCACUGUCAAGUCUCAGACCCCGAAAAAAGACGCUAAGCCCGCCAUCCCCAUCGUCCCAGUCGUACCAAACACCCCAGUAGCUUCGCGCCGCGAAGCCAAGGGUAGCUCCAGUGCCGAUCCGGAGACACCCAAGUCUUCCACUGUCACUGCCGAGUCAGAGACCGGUUCUACGCCUGCUGUCGACGACACCGCCAAGCCAACUUCACCUGCUCGCUCCGCUCCAAAGUCCUGGGCGGAUCUUGUUCGAGCUAAGAAUGCUGCCCGUUCUACGAGCGCUCCUACUCCCUCCGACUCAAAUACCUUGGCUGUGCAAAAGAGUGAGUCUCUCGCAGACGUCUUGAACAGCCUAGGCGAAGACGUCACUCAGUAUAGUGAUAAAAUUGCAUUCCUCGAGCCCCGAGGAUUGGUAAACACGGGGAAUAUGUGCUACAUGAACUCGGUCCUGCAGAUCCUGGUUUCAUGCGUUCCAUUCCACCAGUUCCUCGACCACGUUGGUCGACGAGCGGCUCACAGCUUCCACAGCGAUAUGCCUUUGAUUGACGCCAUGAUUAUGUUCAUGCGAGAGUUCAACGUCAUCGAUGCCGCCGCAUCGGAGGAUCAGCUGAGACUUCGAUUGAAGCCAAACGAGCUAGAGCAAUAUGGGGAAGCCUUUGUUCCGGAAUUCGUCUAUGAAAUGAUUCGACAGUUGCCUCGUUUCCGCGACAUGCGUCGUGGUCAUCAACAAGAUGCCCAGGAGUUCCUUGGCUUCCUUCUUGAGGAAUUGCAUGAGGAAUGUGACCGCGCUGCAAAGCAUAUAUCCAAGCCUGGCGGUGCUAACGGUGUCGAUGGACAUGCCACCACCAAUGGAACCUCCGGUGACGGUGAAUGGUUGGAGGUUGGCCACAAGCAAAAGGCGGCGGUGACGCAGUCAUCCGGUGCCAUCGCUACCGAAUCCCCCAUUUCCAGAAUUUUCGGAGGCAAGCUUCGGUCCGAGUUCAAGGUGCCAGGUAACAAGACCUCGGUUACCAUGGAACCCUAUCAGCCCUUGCAACUCGAUAUUGGCGCGCCUGAUGUCCACAACAUCGUUGAUGCGCUGAAGGGGUUGACCAAGCCUGAGAGUAUCCAAGGCGAUUUCAACUCGUCCCGUGGCCCCAACGUGACGGCCACCAAGCAGAUGUUUAUUGAAACGAUGCCUCCCGUGCUGAUUCUGCACCUCAAGCGCUUCCACUACGAUAGCUUGACUGGUGCUACCCAGAAGAUUUGGAAGAAGGUUGGCUACCCGCUUGACUUGGAGAUCCCACGUGAGGUUUUCCCGGCCCACCGGCGUAACACCCUGACAGCCCAAGGUGGUCUUCCCAAGUACCGUCUCAUGGGUGUCAUCUACCACCACGGAAAGAAUGCUAGCGGCGGUCACUAUACCGUUGACGUGCGACGCCAAGACGGCCGUGAAUGGAUUCGCAUGGACGACACUGUCAUUCGCCGCGUUCGCAGCGAGGACGUUGCAGAGGCUGGCGGCGAGGAGGAUCCCAAGGUUCUUGCGGCUGCCCUUGAGCAGCACAGGCAGGACAAGAUUCCUCGCUCCAACAUUUUCGAGAACAUUGAUCAAGAUGACACAGAGUCGGCCGAUAGCGACAAGGGCUGGAGCCAAGUAAGCGGUUCCGGUUCCUCCGGGCACUCGAGCAAGAAAUCGAUGACCGGUGUCACUGCCUCCCCUGGACCCUCGUCUGGCGUGCGUACCCCAAUUGGCAGAUAUGGCUCUCGGGACAACCGUGUUGCCUAUCUGUUGUUCUACCAGCGGAUUGCUUAGGUGUCUUGUUGCCAGAUAAGCACAGAUCUACUUGGUCUUCGCUCUGUGCAUCCUACUUGUCGUUAGACCUCAUCACCGCCUAGGUGCUGCUUCGUCCUCUCAUCUUUAUCACACAUUUUCAUGACAGCAUCAUACCCUCUUCUUAUGGCACCCAUCGCACCCGGUGCUAUCUAACUUCAUUACACUCUGCCCUCUUUACGUCAUCAACACCUGCCGGGCACACAUAUCUCCCUGCCUCAGUCGGUUGUACAUACCGCUUUCCGGUCGAAUUGCGAUCAUACAUUGUGGUCCUACGACCAAUAUCUGCGCAUUUAGGCUUUCAUCGACAUUCCUAGACAGGACAUCGAUACGCUUCCGGGCAUGGCAGGCCCCCGAGCUUAUCGAUGCCCUUACAACCGGGCAUUGACUUCCAAGCGCCUCAUCGCAAAAUUCGGGCUAGGGGUCGUCAAACCCGUCUUUCAACACGGGGCGCUCAUACACAUACCUCACAUAGUCUUCACACCGACAAAUUCAAAUGAUGCUCUCUCAAUCUGGUUGCUUGCGUUCCCAUCAUCAUCAUCACUAUGCGCCUCAUUUUUGUAGCCAACCUUGCAAUCUACACUAGCCUGCGAGUCUUUUUCUUAUCAAUCUUCGGGGCUGUAUCUCAUGGGUUGACGAACUUGAUUGAUACCCUCUAUUUCUGUUCCGUUUCUUCUCAUGGAUACGUACCCGGUCAUUUGUUUUUCUGGGCGUGCGUGUUUUACAUGGAGGUGAUGACUUGUCCUUUCUCUCGACUGAUAUCUUUUUUUUGAUAUCACAUUCUCUGUUAUACCUUUCUUGCAUGUACUUUUGCCAAGUCGUUUGACGUAUGGCGUGGCUGGGGGAUCUGUGACGACGUCAUGAAUUUCCUUGUCUUGUUUUCUUUUCGUUUUCCUUCCAUAGACUGUGGAGGUGGGGGACUGGGGGUGGCGGGGUUGAUAUUGCUCGGAUCUUGAGAUCCGACGCUGAUGUGUUCUGCCAGCUGCGGUGGUGGAGCUGAUACCGUGGCUCUGGCUCUUCGUGGAUGGUGUGUUCCGCCGGUUUUGUGAAGGGGGAAGAUGGACUGGAGGGUCGGUUCUUUGCAACUGGCUACACCCCGGAUGGUGCUUCUGGUUUUAGAAGAGAGGAGAGGAGAGAGGCGAGAUAACAAGAGUUGAAGUUUAGGGUUGAUGAGGAGGAAGUGGAGUAUGGAGGUCAACGGACCUCCGAAAAGCAUGUUUUUACAGAAGCCCCAAAAAAAUUUCAAAGGAAGUUUCAUUAAAUAUCUUGUCAUUGUAGAUCGUAGAUCUGUAGAUGUUUACAAUGGAAUCAUGAUUGUAAUUGUACAUGGUAUUUAAUCUAACACUGUAAUCUAACAUCUGUAGGUCACUAGAUGAGUGACGCGAAUGCACGCUCGCUUAUGCAUGGAAGACCAGAUUCUUGCCAUCACUCUCGGGGGCCACGCCGACCUCCCAAUCCUUCCCGGCAUCCUCAGUCUCCACAAACUCAAAUCCGAGAGCGCGCCAGUUCAGUUCCUUGCGCCAGUGCAAGCCGUAGUACUCUCGGUUCUCCUUCUCAUCAUCCUGUUGAUCUUCAACCCCGAAGUCGGAAUCCCAGUCUCCAGGGGUAGGACGCACGAUGGGCUCUGAGGCGAUGCCACCGCUCUGCAUACGGCCGGCGCGGGGGAAGAUUACUGAGCGGAAGCGCGAGAGGAGCAUUCCCAUUGAGCAGCACAGACAUGGCUCGUGGGAAAGGUAAAUGUCCAAGUCUGUGCAGAGGUAUCCGCCCUGGGAGCGGGUGCGGAUGCGGGAGGUUUCCGGUGGGGAUUCAUAUCCCCACCCUGGGGGCGAAGAUACAACACCGCUUACCGGGGUUGAAACGCUAGCAUCGGGUAUGGCGAUGGCUGUAGUGGAAGGUGGGGGAGCUGGGAGAGGAGUGGCGUGUGGGUUGACUGGGUUGGUUGCUUCGAGGUUAACGUCCAGCGAAGCCAUGGCGAUCUCUGGAUUGGGCUCUUCGUGCUUGCGCUUCUUAGGCGACAAGGGAGGAGCGACGGGGUGCUCUUGUUCCGGGGUUGCAGAUUCGCCACAAACUUCGUACAGGAAGUACGACUCGAGUGGGCUAAGCUUGGUAGACAGCUGCGGGUCAGUGGCGAUGACGGGGAGAAGGGAGUUAUCGUAUUGAGCGAGGUGGUCACCCUCCUCACGUCGGCGGCGGGCGACGAGCUCCGUCGCGCGCAUCAGGGCAUGCAAAUCCGGACCUCCCUCGAGAUCAGGAUCAUAGCUAGUGCUUGCCGGAUUUGGGACCUCGCCAGGAUGGAGGUCUGUCUGGGAGGACGCACCGGCUUCGCAGCGUGCAUAUCGAACAUCGCCUCCCACAGAAAGGACGGCGUCCAUCCAGCGCUCCGUAGGAUCACUGUCGUCCAUCCAAGCCUGGCCCUCAAGCCCAACUUCAAUGGCAGGGUCAAUGAUGACAGCACCUACACCCCGACCGCGGCCGGUCUGCUUCGAUUCUUCGGCGACCUUGCGCGCCAAAGCGAGGUAGAAACCCGCACGGGGCUUAAUAGAUUCCUGCACACGAGCGAGAAUUUGUGGUGGGGGUGCGACGGUGGAGCGAGGUGCGGCGGGGUUGAAAACCACCGGCCACAUCGUCUGGGUCCAUUUUUCGCCCUGGGCGGCAGUGAAAGGCGGGUAGAUCGGGACCUGGGUCUUGAAGAUGCGGAUUUUAGGAGGCUGAAGCUCCGGAGAGCCUGGGGUCGAGGUGGGGGAAGACGGAGGGGGGGAGUUGGUGGGGGGUGUAGCGGAGCUGCGACGGCGAGGCAGAGGAGCGAAGGGAGCGAGGAGAGCCUGCAGAGACUGGACGUCUGGCAAGGGAGGUGGGAUCACAACAAAGAUCGUCUGGCCGUUAUUCACGGGGGCGGACUUGUUGGCGUCAAUUUCUUGGAGCAGGUGGUCUGGAAGCAUGGUCCGUUUCGCAAAGCGGCGCAGAUGCCCCAUGGAGGGAGAGGCCUCGCGAGGAAAGGCGGAGUCAAGAACUCUGGAAAACUCCGUCAGAUACCUUCUAUAGAGACUUUUCCCAAUCUUAUCGUAU